This is a messenger RNA of Trichobilharzia regenti, 2813 nucleotides long. The record is from the annotation of a GenBank genome assembly. NCBI's taxonomy places the organism in Eukaryota, Metazoa, Platyhelminthes, Trematoda, Strigeidida, Schistosomatidae.
GUUGAGAUGAGAAAACUUUAAAAAAAAUAGAAACCAAUCAAAGUUCACUUGCACAGAGUAUUUAACUCAGGAUUAACGGUAUACAAUUUCAGCCUUCGUCGCUGGCUGUUUCAUCUAACUGACGCUGAAAAUAAUUUUGGGUUAACAAUGCUUACGAAUCUCGAGGCAUUGCGUCUGCUAUUCUUAAUAACAUAUGCAAAUAGUGUGGCAGUACCUGUAACUGAUUCAGGUGACCAUCAAAGUACGACAUUAUCACCAAUCAUAUCUACUCAUGGACAACAUGACGUUUAUACAACUGAGGGUGCAUGGAUUACACACAACUCUGAAUCACCAGCAAAACAUUCUGACAAUGAUGUGUACACAGAAACGACACCAUCACCAUUCGAUGCUUACAGUGACACAGGAAAUACACCUCAUCACCAUGCUGGCUACUCUGAUUCUUAUACAGAUGAAUCCGACUAUGAUUCAGAGAGAGUAACUACAGGAAACCAUGGUCAUUAUGGUUAUUCCCAGGAUAAGACAACAAAUGAAAUUCCCAGUUCAACGACACUACCUCCAAGCGUCUCUACUCAUGGACAACAUGACGUUUAUACAACUGAGGGUGCAUGGAUAACACACAACUCUGAAUCACCAGCAAAACAUUCUGACAAUGAUGUGUACACAGAAACGACACCAUCACCAUUCGAUGCUUACAGUGACACAGGAAAUACACCUCAUCACCAUGCUGGCUACUCUGAUUCUUAUACAGAUGAAUCCGACUAUGAUUCAGAGAGAGUAACUACAGGAAACCAUGGUCAUUAUGGUUAUUCCCAGGAUAAGACAACAAAUGAAAUUCCCAGUUCAACGACACUACCUCCAAGCGUCUCUACUCAUGGACAACAUGACGUUUAUACAACUGAGGGUGCAUGGAUAACACACAACUCUGAAUCACCAGCAAAACAUUCUGACAAUGAUGUAUACACAGAAACGACACCAUCACCAUUCGAUGCUUACAGUGACACAGGAAAUACACCUCAUCACCAUGCUGGCUACUCUGAUUCUUAUACAGAUGAAUCCGACUAUGAUUCAGAGAGAGUAACUACAGGAAACCAUGGUCAUUAUGGUUAUUCCCAGGAUAAGACAACAAAUGAAAUUCCCAGUUCAACGACACUACCUCCAAGCGUCUCUACUCAUGGACAACAUGACGUUUAUACAACUGAGGGUGCAUGGAUUACACACAACUCUGAAUCACCAGCAAAACAUUCUGACAAUGAUGUGUACACAGAAACGACACCAUCACCAUUCGAUGCUUACAGUGACACAGGAAAUACACCUCAUCACCAUGCUGGCUACUCUGAUUCUUAUACAGAUGAAUCCGACUAUGAUUCAGAGAGAGUAACUACAGGAAACCAUGGUCAUUAUGGUUAUUCCCAGGAUAAGACAACAAAUGAAAUUCCCAGUUCAACGACACUACCUCCAAGCGUCUCUACUCAUGGACAACAUGACGUUUAUACAACUGAGGGUGCAUGGAUAACACACAACUCUGAAUCACCAGCAAAACAUUCUGACAAUGAUGUGUACACAGAAACGACACCAUCACCAUUCGAUGCUUACAGUGACACAGGAAAUACACCUCAUCACCAUGCUGGCUACUCUGAUUCUUAUACAGAUGAAUCCGACUAUGAUUCAGAGAGAGUAACUACAGGAAACCAUGGUCAUUAUGGUUAUUCCCAGGAUAAGACAACAAAUGAAAUUCCCAGUUCAACGACACUACCUCCAAGCGUCUCUACUCAUGGACAACAUGACGUUUAUACAACUGAGGGUGCAUGGAUUACACACAACUCUGAAUCACCAGCAAAACAUUCUGACAAUGAUGUGUACACAGAAACGACACCAUCACCAUUCGAUGCUUACAGUGACACAGGAUAUUCGGCUCAUGGCCAUGCUAUCGCAUCUGGGACUUCUGGUCCAUAUGAAGAUGCAGAAGACUACAGAGAUGGCGAAGAAGCGUUUCCAAUACAAAAGACUACUGGUAACCCACCGCUGUAUGACCUAGGUUUAUCUGAUGAGAAAGAUGAGAAGGAAAAUGGAAGUGAUUCAGAAUCUGACAGUGAUAGUAGUGACGACGAAGACGAUGAGGAUGAUUAUUAUUAAUCCCAUUAGAUAAGAAUGAUGAUUUAUAUUUGCUAUUUAAAACUGAAUAUCUAAAAUUCAUAUAACAGACUAAAAACAGUUUUCAUUAUUCUAAAUUCAUUUCAUUCUAUAGAAUACAUUCUACUUGAAUUUAUUUUGAAAUGCAAGUAACAUUUGCUCACUAUUCAUUUUCUGUUGUCAUCAAAUCAUUGUUUUUUAUUUCUGCUUAGUAUCCCGUCACAUAUGAAACAGUUUACUAAUAUGUAAGAGAGGGAAAAUAAUUAAUCUAUGCAGUUUUUUUUACCCAGUUACUUCAAGAAUCGAUUGAAAAAACAGUUUUGUGUAUUGUGAGGAAGCAUUAGUUUAUAGUCAAAUGUAUUCUAAAGAUUUUUGAAAUGUUUUCUUAACUGAGAGGAAGAUUCAAAAAGCUUAAACUAUUUUUUGGAAAGUACUAUAUGAAGAUUACAACAGGCCGUUAGAAUACUCUCGCACGCCAUUCUGUAGGGUGUAAUUUUACAGGAUAUUUAAAUGUAAUCCAUUGUUAUCAAAAUCAAUCAUCUGUUAGUGAGAAGUAGGCUGUGUGCUGAGUACAGUUUGUCAACAAGUCAUCCUAAAUCGUUUGACGCAACCAUGGUGACAGGUAGCCGUGUCACUGAGGUUUAGAGCGAGAAACGCUAUCCCAGCGCUCUUACGGCCAAUUU